GUGCCAGUGCCAGACCAGGAAGUGUGCGCGCAGCCUCUGCCCUGCUCUCCCCAGGGGCAGCGCCGCCUACUCCGCGGCGUUCUCCCCCCCCCCCCCACCUCCUGCGGCCAGUGGAGGUGCAGGAGGGCUAGCUCCGGACACUGCGGGCAGACUGGGUGAAGCGAGAGGAGAAAAACUAGCUGACAGAGGGGAGGGGGCGGCGGGGCUUUAGCCCUUGCGGCGCUCCCCGCCCCCCCCACGCGGGAAGAGGGCACCUAAUGGCGUCCUUGCAGUCUGGGGGCUCGGGGGACGUGGGUUUCUCCGAGACCCUGGACGACCUGGCGUGGAACUUCACCUACGGGGCUCAGGGCGAGGGCAACGGCUCCCUCUCCGGCUUUUGGUACAAUAGGAACCAGACUCACCUCUUUGGUGUACUACUGGCAGUUACGGGAAACGUAAUCAUCAGCAUUUCACUCAACAUACAGAAAUAUUCUCACCUUAAAUUGGCACAUCAAGGAAACCAAAAGCCCUACUUCCGAAGUAUCUUGUGGUGGUGUGGGAGCCUCCUCAUGGCAAUCGGGGAGAUGGGAAACUUUGCAGCCUAUGGAUUGGCACCCAUUACCCUAAUCGCACCUUUGGGUUGCGUGUCUGUGGCAGGUAGUGCUAUUUUGUCUGUUACAUUUCUGAAAGAAAAUUUGAGAUCCUCAGACUUACUUGGUGCGACACUGGCCUUCGCAGGAACAUAUUUACUGGUGGCUUUUGCUCCAAAUAUAACACAGGACAUCACGGCAAGAAGAGUACAGUAUUACUUUGUUGGCUGGCAGUUCCUGGCCUAUGUGAUCUUAGAAAUAUUAAUAUUCUGCAUCCUGCUGUAUUUCUAUAAAAGAAAGGAUAUGAAACACAUUGUCAUUUUGUUGACACUUGUGGCACUUCUGGCCUCCUUGACUGUAAUUUCAGUGAAGGCAGUCUCAAGCAUGAUCAUACUCUCUGCGAAGGGGAAAUUGCAACUAACUUACCCCAUCUUCUAUAUCAUGUCCAUCAUCAUGAUGGCAUCUUGUAUUUUCCAGGUCAAGUUUCUGAACCAAGCCAUGCAGCUCUACAGUACAACAACAGUUGUACCAUUGAAUUACAUGUUCUUCACUACCAGUGCCAUCAUUGCAGGAAUCAUAUUUUAUCAGGAAUUCCAUGGUAUAGCCUUGCUUGGUGCAUUCAUGUACCUUUUUGGGUGUUUUCUCUCCUUCUUUGGAGUGGUUUUGGUCACAAGAAAUCGAGAAAAGGAACAUUUACAACAAUCAUACAUUGAUUUUGGACAGAUUCCAGGGAAACAAAUGAUGGAUAAAAUCCAGCCAGAGUCCAACGGCCAAACCUAUGGAACCUUGCCCGAUGAGAGCAGGUCCGUGAAGAGCCCAGGAGGAGAGAAGAAAGACAUCUGAACGCCAAGAGGAACAUUUGUUGGCCUGUUAUUCAAUACCACCUUUAAAGCAAACUGCACAUGUCCUGUUUGCGGCAAAAGUCAUUUCAUGGUGACAUUUGUUCAUAUUGUCUCAGUGUUUCCUGCCCCCUCUCCUCUUGGGACAAUCAUGUGCCUGCUCAGCUUUGAGAAAUUAAUGCUAUCUGAAAACCGAAAAAGUCCAGAAAUGUAAUCUGAAAUUACUUUAAUGCUCCAGACCUCUGACUAGUCAUCAUUUAUUUGUCCUUGUAAAGUUUAAACACAUCAUAGAUGAGUGUCUGUGUGUGUUCGCAUGUGUGUGCGUACACACGUGCAGGUGCAUCGUAUUUCAUAUUCAAGCCAAACAUGUCUUUUGGAGGAAUUAGUUUCCCUAUUUUAUAAUCACUUCUUACCUACUCCUGGCAUACUUCUAAGAAAGAGAGACUUUAUAACCAUUCCUUCUUUUUUUUAUGAGGGAGAAUUAUUUAAGGCAUACUAAUAAAGAACUAAUCCUUGGAGUCCUAGAUUAGUUUGGUGAAUCAUCUUUUCUAAAAAUCAAAGCUUUUGCAGUCAUCCUUUGAAAAUUAAGGGCCUUUUGUAGACUGGAUCUUUUUUUCAGCAGUACACUCUAAUUAUGGACCUCAAAGCUUAAUAUCCUUGGCUGUUAUAUUAAAAAAAAAAGCCAAUACCCUAUUUAAGAAGGAAAGUUCUAAUAGGAAAGCAUACUUUAUAAUGCUAAAUAAUGCUAAUAACUGAUAUUUAUAUAGUGCUUUCAAGUUUGAAAAUCCCUUUCCAUAAAUUAUCUUAUUUUAACCUUGUAAGAACCUUGUGAGGUAGGUAGGUAGGUACCUAGUUUAUAAGUAGGUAGGUAUCCCCAUUUUAUAGUUGAGGAAAAUGAAGGUCAGGGAGGUGAGAUAUCAGAGACAGGAUCUGAACCCUGGUAUUUCUGAUUCUCCAUCUAUUAUGCCACACUGCUGAAUUUUUCUAUAAAAAAUUAGGAAUAUAAAGAUGCAGAUCCUUUUAGCUCUGAUGCUCUGAUAUAAUCAUUGAGUUUGAAGAGAAUCUUCAUGUGCUAUAUACAUACAUUUGCCUUUCAUUGUGAUGUCUAUGACAGACUGUGCAAUUUGAUUUUUUAUCAGCACAGAUGUCAAAAUUCUAUUAAAAUUAUUAGUGAUAUUCUCAGCUGCCAUGUGCUGUUUUUAUUGAACGUAAUUAGUUCAGAGAUUUAAAAAGUCAUUCUAGGUAAAGAGAGACUUACACUGCUGAAGAGCUGAAUUUCAGUUGAAUUUUAACCUGUAUUUAAUUAUGGGAAGAGCCUAUACAUAAGUUGUAACUUUCCAGAGUUCAUAAGCUCAAGACAUAUUGAGGUGGGCAUUCUGUGACAGAAGAUCACCUUUGAUCACCUUUAUUUUCAUGCAAAAUUGAUUCAUAGUGGGUCACAUAUAAAUUGAGUUGAACAAAUGUUUCUUAAGCUUCUACUAGGCACAAGAUAUCAUGCCUGGUUCUGUAGAGAAGAUACAAUAGUGAGUAUGAUCAUCUGGACCCUCAAGUAACUCAAAGUCUAGUAGAUAAGGCAUAAGUUAUUGUUGUUUCAUUUCAGUUGUGUUCUGCUCCUUGUGAACCCAUUUAGGAUUUCCCUUUUUCAGCUCAUUUUUACAAAUGAGGAAACUGAGGCAAACAGGGUUAAAUGACUUGAACAGGAUCACAUAACUGGUAAGCGUCUGAGGCCAGAUUUUAACUCCUAAAGAUGAGUCUCCCUGAUUCUAAGCCCAGUACUCUAUCUGCUGAGUCACCUAGCUGCAAAGAAUAGGACAUGUAUUUGAAUUGCUAUAGUACAAGAUAGAAUGUUGAUGGAGUUCAAUUCAGCAAAUUAAAAUUUUGGCACCUACCAUGUGCAAGGCAUAUGCUGGGGAUUCAAAGAGCCAUGGUUACAAUCCCUACCCAUUCCCUCUUCCAAAUGCCAUUUAGCUGGUCCCUUUGAUAAUAUCUCUCUUAAAGCACUCCCUCCUCAUUUCGGCCUCUUGGAAGCCCUGACUUCCUUCAAAACACAGCUCAGGUACCAUCUCCUAACACUGUUAAAGCUUUAGGAGUUUAUUUUAGAUGAAAAUAAAUCUCCAAAGAGAAGAGAACAGCCCAGACUGACCCAGACCAUCCUGCUGUUAAUUUGUCUCUGGACUUUCAGCUCACUGACCAUCUACCCCAAGUCUUUGUUUUGAUACUUAGCUAGUGCUUUACAGGGUAUCCCAUCAUUCCCUGAUGGUGCCUUCAAUCAAUCAGCAAGCUUUUAUACUAAGUGCUGGGCACUGUGCUCUGGGGUUAUGGACAAAAGUGUCCCUGACCUCAAAGAUGUCAUUCCAUUACAAGCAGGAGAGGAAGAAGGAGGCAAUGUGUAUAGAUAUAAAUAAAAUGAGAAUCUAGUACAAGUUCAUGCCCAGUUGGUUUGCUAAGAUGCUCCUCCACCUGGAAGACAGUGAAGUAACUCUUUCUGGGAGAAUUGUUAUGAUGAGUAAGGGAAGUGCCUUGGGGAGACAGACUGUGGAGCAUGUGUAGACAUUCUUAACUUAUUCUUUUUGGCAAACCACAUGUGAGAAGAAGAUGCCAAGGCUUUCAGAAAAAGCCUGUCAACUUCAACUAUGGUCUCUAUCUCACUUACUUCUAUCGUAUCUCAAGAACUCCUUCCCUCCUAGCAUUCAUUGAAAGGAGGGUAGUCUCCAAUCUUGGGAAUUUCAGAAGGUCAGGAAAACCAGUAGUUUAAUGAACUGGGAGGCUAGUCAAUGGCCCCUAAUAAAUGAGGAAAGUGUAGCCAAUGACGGCAGAGAAAAUGCCACCCAUAAUCCCCUUAGGGUACCCUAGAAACCUGAAGGACUGACAUACCCUGCUUUGACCUUGAGGGAACAGAGCCAGAGUGACCAUUUAAACUGACUAGCUUUUUCAAAGGCAUUUUUACUUCAAAGAUAUAUCAAGAAGAAACAUACAAAUAUUUCCCCCUAAUACCUCUGAGUCAUAUGCCACUGGUAACCACUGUUUAUCUUGAUCCACUAGAGGAGAAAAUGGCAAACCACUCCAGUAUCUUUUCCAAGAAAACCCCAUGGACAGUAUGAUCCAUGGAGUCAUGAAGAAUCAGACAUGAUUGAAUGACUGAACAACAAGUAGCGCAAAACAAAUACAGGGUGGGAUUAGCAGAAAAACUACACUGGGGAAGAACUAAAUUUUUCAGGAUAUUAUAUAUUUGUUGUUGUUCAGUCAUGUCUGAUCCAUGGACUAUUCUGGUCUAUGGAAUUUUCUUGGCAAGGAUACUGGAGUGGUUUGACAUUUCCUUCUCCAGUGGAUUAAGGCAAAUG
Messenger RNA from Dromiciops gliroides (monito del monte), 4749 nucleotides. RefSeq names its product NIPA like domain containing 2 (gene NIPAL2). The transcript has 11 exons. The record is from RefSeq and is a predicted model, not a curated record. Gene Ontology annotation, molecular function: magnesium ion transmembrane transporter activity. Gene Ontology annotation, biological process: magnesium ion transport. NCBI's taxonomy places the organism in Eukaryota, Metazoa, Chordata, Mammalia, Microbiotheria, Microbiotheriidae. Gene Ontology annotation, cellular component: membrane. The coding region runs from base 258 to 1412 and encodes 384 amino acids.